This is a messenger RNA of Chenopodium quinoa (quinoa), 2349 nucleotides long. RefSeq lists its product as uncharacterized. The coding region runs from base 1704 to 2222 and encodes 172 amino acids. The record is from RefSeq and is a predicted model, not a curated record. The transcript has 4 exons. Lineage: Eukaryota; Viridiplantae; Streptophyta; Magnoliopsida; Caryophyllales; Amaranthaceae.
AAGUGAUGAUGUCAAUUUAGUUUGUGCAACAAGUGAAUGUCAUUUGACAUGAAAGAUUUGUUGGGCUCGAGUCACCCAUGUUGGGAUGAACAACCCUAAAUAAUUAAUUGGGAUGAUCUUCACUUCCUUAAUCUUUCUAUGUGGAACUUGGGAUGAACAACCCUAAAUAAUUAAUUGGCUUAAUAGAGUCAAAACCCUCUUAAGGGGCCAAGACAUAUUAGUAGGAUAAGAGUAAUUAUACAAAUCUUUGCCUCUACCACAAUCUUUCCUUCUUGAAAAAAAUGGCCCACAUAAGCUUUGCAACAACUUUUUUACAAGAAAUCAAAGUUUCUGAGAUUAAUGAUGAAUAAAAGUACAAAACGAGUGGUCAUGUAUUUGAAUUCCAAAUAAUAAUUUAGGUUGUCAUAAGAAAACUACUCUGUAGUUAGGUGUGGUUGUAAAAAAUAAUGUGCUAGAACACUAAACAGGCAAUAUAAUUAGGGUUUGUUCUGUUUGAAUGAACUGAACUUAAAUGAACUUAUUGGAGUGAACUAAACUGAAUAUUUAUGAGAGAAGGAAAUUAUGAACUUAAUUGAAACUAAAAAUGCACCGUGUACAUCUGAGGUUUGUAAAUAAAUGCACCAAAUACCCUAAUUCUCUAACAAAUGCACAUAUAUUGACUUAUUAAACUAAAAUCAUGCCACACUGACUUACUUUUUAGUAAUUUAUGUUUAUACAGUAAAACCGCCUAAAAGCAUAAAUUAUAUCAAAAUUUAAACUUCGUCGAUUAUUCUAAAUCCUAAACUUUUGGGUGUUAGAAUUUGCUUUAUUAGUUAAGUUUACUUUAUAAUUAGUAGGUUUAGCAUUAUAGUAGCACUAAAUUGUAAUAAUUUAAUAGAAUUUGAAGCUAAGCGGGUCUCAAUUUAACAAAAUUGACAUUUAUUGUAAGUCUAAGGGUAUUUUGUGCACGUUUUUACAUACCUCAAGGGUACACACUGAUUUAAUAUAUUUCAGGGAUACACGAUGCAUUUUUUUAAAACCACAAGGGUUCAUGGAACAAUUUCCCUAAAAAAAUGUCAAUAAUUCCCAAUUAUUAAACCAUUAAUAAUCCGGAAUGUUCCCAACAUUAUGCACUUAGCUUAAAAUCCAAAGUCAAAAAUAUCAUAAACUCAUAAUUCAAUUGAAAUGCUUCUCUAGUAAUUCCAAAAUACCCUGUUAAACUACUUAGUAACUAUUUGGCCUAGUUUCUACAAGGGUUUCUUUAUCUAAGAAUUAGAAAUUGGGCCAAACAAGGGUUUUUUAAAAAACAGAAACACUUUCUCAAGAAGCCCAAAACAGCUUCUAGAGUGGGCAAAAUGAGAAGCACCAAUUUUGAGCUUCUCUACAUCAGUUUCUCGGGGAGCUAUUUUCCCAUUUAAUGAAACUUUUUGUUGGACAAAAAUAUCCUUAACAUUUCACAAAAAGACCUCUUAUACCCCAUUAAGAAAAAGAAACCCCUCUUCUCUCUUCUCCUCUCUCAUAAACAUCAACUCUUUCUCUCUCCUGAAACACAAACCCCUGAAGGCCAAAAAUCAUCACCGACGACAUGCAAUCUGGUCCUCCGGCGCCACCAUUUCGUCCACCCAAGAGGACACAACCAAGCAAUAAUAAGGAGAAAGAUAUAAAUCUCAGUGGUUCUCCUCAUCCAAAUCAUCCCAAUAUGUCACAAACAAGAAGUUCUGCCAAUGAGGAUGCAAUGGAAGACCCCAAGAAAUAUUUCCCUCAUCCACCCGAAGGAAAAUGUUGUUGACGCGGGUUAUCCGAAUAUGAAAGGAUUUUUAGCUCCUUUCAAAGGUGAACGAUACCAUGUUCCUGAUUUUCGUCGUUCAACACAACCUCCAAAUGGUUUCUAUGAAGUCUUUAAUUAUUCACAUUCGUCGUUGAGAAACGUUAUAGAGAGAACAUUUGGUGUCUGGAAAAAAAGAUGGAGGAUAUUAUCAAUUAUGCCCAGCUUUCCGUUGGAAACUCAAAAGAAACUUGUUGCAGCUACUAUGGCUAUGCAUAACUAUAUAAGAAGACACGCGCUUGAAGAUUUGGAAUUUGAUAAAUGUGAUGCAGAUCCUUAUUAUAUACCUGAAGUUGAAGGGGAUGUGGAUAUUGGAGGCAACCCGGUAACUACUCUUGAAGAACAUGAUGGAUCAAUGGAUGAUUUUAGUAUGGAGUCUAUUCGCUACAAUAUUGCAACUUCUCUAAUGAGUCGUUGAUUGUAACAUUAUUGGAUCUUUUAUUAGGAAUAAUUAUAUUAGACAUUAUGUUUGUAAUUAUGAACGUAUGAAACUUUUGGAUAUGAAUUAUUAAUAUGAAAUUUAAAAAUCUAAGUAUUUAGACUUA